Porites evermanni is the source of this 10132-nucleotide messenger RNA. The record is from the annotation of a GenBank genome assembly. Lineage: Eukaryota; Metazoa; Cnidaria; Anthozoa; Scleractinia; Poritidae.
AUGGUAACACAUUGUAAGUUUACUAUCUGUUUCGUUUCUGCUGUUUCAAAUUUGCGAUUUCUACAUUAUCAGUCACUGCUUAUUUUCCAAACAGGCGUGCUAAUAACGUUGGUGAUUUUUUAUUUACUUAAAAUUGUAGUCGACGCCGAUGAAAUCCGGCGACUCGGGAAGCGCUUUCGAAAACUCGAUCUGGACAAAUCGGGCGCUCUUUCCGUUGAGGAGUUCAUGUCGCUUCCAGAACUGCAACAAAACCCUUUAGUUCAAAGAGUUAUUGAUAUCUUCGACACUGAUGGGAACGGCGAGGUGGACUUUAAAGGUUAGAAUUUUAUUUAUAGCUUUGUGACUGUUUUAUUAUUGAAUAUUGCAUCUAUCAAUGGACUGAUCAGGCAUCAUGAAAAUAUGCGGCAUAAUUUCGCGCCUAUUUUGGUUUGCGAUUAUGCAGCAGAUCGAUACUUCUUUCAGCAUCUUUCCCUCUUGACAAUUCAGUACUCAUUGGAAGGGCUAAGCCCUAAAUUCUUUUCGCCGUUUUAAAAAUGGUUACUCCAAUUACUGCGAUCCUGUGCUUUAAACGCCUAAUUGAAAAUAUGUCACGUUAUCUACCAUCAAACAAAACACCCCACCAACUUUGAAACUGAGUUUAGCUUGUCAGUUUUUCUACCGGAUCCGUUUGUUAUAUGCAUAAGAAAUCGUUUUUCUUAUUCUUUUAACUGAUUAACGGAGAGAGAGCUACAUUAUAUAUCAUUUGCAACAACAAGGACAAAUUAAAAAUUUUCUUUGUUCAUGGCGAAAACAAUUUUUAACUACCCUUGCCGGGUUCACCUGUUCCCAAACGGAUUUUGGAAGAACAAAUUCUAGGGUUUAUUCUAAUUGAAGAGAAAUUGGUUUCCAAUUAUGAUAGUCCAGCCCUUCUGGAUUUGGCCUGUGUGUGUGACCUUAGUAUGAGUGCAGCUUUUACCAAGAACAGGUGUUGUCAUCGGCUAUUUGCUCAGUCAAAGAAUAUCAUAAUUUCUCAACAUUUACUUUAUUCGUGCUUGAAAAGUCGGUCAAAGUUAUUCUUGUAACUUUGUGUGCGGCUCAAAAAAUGGCGUAGUAUCGUGAUUAGUGUUGUUUACUUGUUGAUAAUUUGCAUUUUGUGUACAUGCUAGAAUCGUUCAGGAACCAGUUGAUUUCAGAGCAGUUCUAAGAGAGCAGAAUUUUUCUCUCCACGUAGGCGCUUUUGUAGUGCUAUAAUUAGAGGAAGGGAAAUUGAACCUCACAGGAUAUUUUAGUGCAUGCAACCGAAUUUGAAUUUUGACAGCUGUAAGCCUUAGUUCAAAUGUGUUGAAAGUACAUUAUGUUAUUUAACCUUUAAAAUGGUACAUGGUGAAUUGUUAUUCAUGCAGCAUGUGACACUUUGGAAGAUGGGGAAUAACAUAUUGAAAUACAGUAUACAACAUUCACAAAUCUUUGGUGAUUAGCUCCCCAAGGCGAAUUAAUGUUUUAUUGCCUCAAGAAAAAGUUGUAAAAUUUUUUAUUAUAAGUGACUUUUUUGGCAGAUGUUAGAAGUUGCUAGAGAUGCUUUUGUUGUGCAGUAUUUUUGAAAGAGAGCUUUACAGGUAGUUGAUCCAAGUAGUGUGCAAAAUUCUGCUUUUAGGAAAUGUUGAGGGGUUUAGUUUACAUUGACGUCAGCUUGAAAACUAUUUUAAGAUGUACAUUUCCUCUGUCAGCAAAGCACUUAAACACUUUUAACCAGAGCAGCAGUGCAUAUGGUUUGAAAUGCAUUGAUUAAAAGAAAAUUUUAAUAACAUAUUGCUGGUUCUGUCCAGCAAAUGUUGAAAAGUGUGCAGAGCAGGAUACCUUGGCCAUCUAAAUAAAAACAAUCAGAAAGGUUUUCGAUCUAGAGGAGCAAAAAAAGCAAGAUUGUUAGAAAUUUGUUUUUGAUUGCAGUACCACUCAAAUAUAUGUUGACAGUCUUGACUCAAUCCUUGAAACUCAAUUUUCGCAUUUCAAAGUAUGAAUGACUUGAAUGUUAAGACACCAGAAUCAAGUCUCUGGUUUGUCAGGUCUGAGGUCCCCUGUGUUAAGACCCAUUUAGGGUAAAAUUCCGACGGGUGACUUGGCCUUCAAACAUGGUUUUUCAGUCACCCUUGUUCUCUGUGGUACAGCGUAUGCAUUUCAGCUUCUGAUCUUAAACAGAAGCCUUGUAGAUAGCCCUGUACUGACUCUAUUAACAGUGCUGUCUGUUGUAUCUAUUAUAUUGGAGAGAACAGUUUAAGUGUCUUAGAUUAAAAGCAUAAUAUUAAUGCUUGCCGGCAUACACACAGACUUCACUUCUGCUCUUUAUGUUACGCUACAGUUAUCUCAUCUGUUUUUAGAGUCUGGCUAUACUAAUCUUUAGACUUUCAAAAAAAUCUUGGACUCAUACCAACAUAGGUCACUGCAUUUCUCAUCACAAAAUGACUGCAGAGGUUAAUUUUUUUUAAUUUACAUUUUUUUAAUUUAGUCUCAUAGUUAAUUUGUGAAAUUAGUCAGCUUACUUUAAUUAUUACUUAAUUUAUAUUUUUAUUUAUUUGUUAUUAUUUCUAUUAAUUUUAAUGUAAUUUCAUUCAUUUAUUGUUAUUUAUUAUUGCAAACCUAAUUUUGGUGUGGUGUAUUGAAAUAACCAUUGUUGUUAUGUAAGAUAUUUCUAUCCAACCACAAAGCACUCAGAAAUACAUUAACCAAACUGAUCCCUAACUACUUUCAAGAAUUUUGUGUAAACCCCUCACCAUAGUGAGUGACCCAAGAAAUUAAUUCGUUUUCCUCAUUAGUUUGCUGCCUAACAAUCUUCUCAAUAUUGGUCACUUUUUGAAACCUUUUGCGGGACUACUAAAUCAACACCGAGAUCAUGCUACAAUAUUUUGAACAGUAUCACUAAAAAGAGCUGUCUUUACAUGAAAAUGCAUGUUUUAUUUUCAAAGGCAAAGUUACUGUACUGAAGCUAUUGACUUAAUUUGCCUCCUGCCACUUACACAAAGGAUGAAAAAAGAUUGAAGGAAAAUAUUGUCAAAUAUGUUUCAAAGCGUUACUAUGGUUGAUUCUUCAUGCUACAGAGUAAUGAUUAAACGACAAAUUUGCAUGAAAAAAUAAUAGUACAAAGUCAGUAGGUUUUCUUUAUUUAUUCACCUUGAUUUCCUAACUAUAUUGACACCUUGGCAUGCUUUCAAGUGGAGAAUAAUCAGGAUAUCCUUUCUGGUUAUAAAUUAUUAAAAGCUUUACAAUGGAGGGAUAUCUUAUUUUAGGCUCAAAGCAAUAUUUCUGGUCCCUGCUGUUGUUGUUAAUUGGACAAUUUUGAUUAAUUUUCUGUGUCCUCUUUUCUCAGCAUUUAUAUGCAACUUAUUUCAUUGACAGGCAGAUCGAGUUUUAUUAGUUUUCUGCAUAAAAUAAAAUGCAAGAGCCAACCAUCUGGUUUUUUUAUACUGUUUGUCAAGGAAAUGCAUUGAUGUUUUGUUUGUAGAUGUAAAAUGUAAUUUUACGCAGUCAUGCUGUGCCUCCGGCAAGAGUUUUAUUUUGUCUAGUAAUACCUAAAGAUAUCACACAGUGUAUUUUUAUGACUUUUCAAAUCACAGGAAUAUUGAACAGUAAAUAUAUAUGUUACUCCUUGUCAAGGCAUUUUGCAUUAAAUUACUGUAUGCACAUGAAAUGGAGAGGAAUAACAUAUAAUUUUACAGUUGAACACAUGUAUUAAGCUUUUCUGGACUACAUGCAUGUAAAGUACAUGGCAUGUAUUAAAAGCUACAGAGAUCUGAAAUUUCAUAUUCACACUCAGAUAAAUAUUCACAUUUCCUUUCAAACAGAGGUUGUCUAAUGACCUACUGUAGUCUGUUACCUGGCACCUGCAUAAUUAUUUAUUUUUUUUAGUAUUUUUUUUGCUGUCUCUGACCUUGCUUUUGGGUAGAGUCUAUCAGUCUAAGCUUUAUUGUGCAAAUGCAUGUAGAUAAUAAACUUUCAUUAAAUGAAGUUUAGCCCUAGCUCUCAAGGGUAAUGAUGGGGAGUUGCUUCAAAACAUGAGUGUGUUGUAUAAAAUAAACCAUUGUUCAAGAUCGUACAUGUAGAUGUUCACAUAAAAUCAGCAAAAAAAUUUCUUGCAAAAGGAACUACAUUAAAUUUGUCUUUUUUAAAGAACUUCUCAAACUUGUUUUUAGGUUUAAAUUUUGUUCAAAAGUAGACAUUAUUUUAAGUGAUUUUUUUUACUGAACUUUCUGAUAAUGUUUUAUUAAUCAUGAAAGUAGCCUAUGUACAAAAUUGAUGGUUGUUUAUUGCUGUCUGUAGAAUUUAUAGAAGGAGUUUCACAGUUCAGUGUAAAAGGUGACAAAGAAUCAAAGCUUAAAUGUAAGUACACUUUAGUUCAAAAGACAGAAAUACAUCAGUGUUUAUGAGGGUUUUGUUAUAACUAUGUUUAAUAUCCCCUUAAAACCUACCAUGACUAUAGUAAUUAUCUGAGACCUCCAAUAAUGAUUAUCUGAGAGCAGUCAAAUAAGGUACCCUAAUUUGCAUUAUUACAGUAUAACCUGAACAAAACAAGCAAGUUAAUUUAGGUAUAAAUUGAAGACUUAUGCUCUACCAGUGACCCUUCAGGUUACUUUCUUGGAAAUGUCAAUUUUUGAAAAUACUUACAGCUGCAAAAGAAGGCUUCCCAGAGUUUCAAAUUUUCAGAGCUUUGAGAACCUAACAUGUUUUCUUUGAGUGCAGCCUUGUAUGUACAAUAUAUUGUACACUGUAUUUAUCACGUCUCCUGGUGAAUUGAAUUGGCACCAUGCAGUAGGUGGAGUCUCAAAUGUUUGUCUAAAUCAGUUGGAGAAAUAGGAGGGUUCAAAAAUGGGGUGUAAUAUUAUCAUUAGGUGCUAAUCAUAAAUAAAUAAAUAAAUAAAUAAAUAAAUACUUCAUUAUCCACUACCCUUAUGGGGAUUUUCAGGGAUAAUAAAACAAUAAUUCAAAUAGAACAUAAAAUGUUUAAUAAUCCCAACUGGUAGAAGGCGAACCAGUUGGCUAUUUACAAGCAUGGCUGAGGAUUUGAACUCGGGACGGCCAAGAACAAAUCCAGCAAGUGGCCAGAGCGGGAAUCAAACCCGGGACCAGCGUAUUGUGAGUCCAAUGCACUGACCACUUGGCCACACUGCCUCCUCAAAAGAAAUCUCAAAACAGUUUAGGACUGGGGGAUACUUCUUGAACCCUAUAACUUUGUGCCAGUUGCAAUGGUGUUGUCUGUCUUGUAGAGAGUUUUUUGUAAUUAUCGUUCUAUGUUUUUAGUUGCCUUUAGGAUAUAUGAUAUGGAUAAUGAUGGCUUCAUAUCAAAUGGAGAACUCUUCCAAGUUCUUAAGAUGAUGGUAGGAAACAACCUCAAAGAAACACAACUUCAACAAAUUGUGGAUUUUGAACCUCACAGGAUAUUUUAGUGCAUGCAACCGAAUUUGAAUUUUGACAGCUGUAAGCCUUAGUUCAAAUGUGUUGAAAGUACAUUAUGUUAUUUAACCUUUAAAAUGGUACAUGGUGAAUUGUUAUUCAUGCAGCAUGUGACACUUUGGAAGAUGGGGAAUAACAUAUUGAAAUACAGUAUACAACAUUCACAAAUCUUUGGUGAUUAGCUCCCCAAGGCGAAUUAAUGUUUUAUUGCCUCAAGAAAAAGUUGUAAAAUUUUUUAUUAUAAGUGACUUUUUUGGCAGAUGUUAGAAGUUGCUAGAGAUGCUUUUGUUGUGCAGUAUUUUUGAAAGAGAGCUUUACAGGUAGUUGAUCCAAGUAGUGUGCAAAAUUCUGCUUUUAGGAAAUGUUGAGGGGUUUAGUUUACAUUGACGUCAGCUUGAAAACUAUUUUAAGAUGUACAUUUCCUCUGUCAGCAAAGCACUUAAACACUUUUAACCAGAGCAGCAGUGCAUAUGGUUUGAAAUGCAUUGAUUAAAAGAAAAUUUUAAUAACAUAUUGCUGGUUCUGUCCAGCAAAUGUUGAAAAGUGUGCAGAGCAGGAUACCUUGGCCAUCUAAAUAAAAACAAUCAGAAAGGUUUUCGAUCUAGAGGAGCAAAAAAAGCAAGAUUGUUAGAAAUUUGUUUUUGAUUGCAGUACCACUCAAAUAUAUGUUGACAGUCUUGACUCAAUCCUUGAAACUCAAUUUUCGCAUUUCAAAGUAUGAAUGACUUGAAUGUUAAGACACCAGAAUCAAGUCUCUGGUUUGUCAGGUCUGAGGUCCCCUGUGUUAAGACCCAUUUAGGGUAAAAUUCCGACGGGUGACUUGGCCUUCAAACAUGGUUUUUCAGUCACCCUUGUUCUCUGUGGUACAGCGUAUGCAUUUCAGCUUCUGAUCUUAAACAGAAGCCUUGUAGAUAGCCCUGUACUGACUCUAUUAACAGUGCUGUCUGUUGUAUCUAUUAUAUUGGAGAGAACAGUUUAAGUGUCUUAGAUUAAAAGCAUAAUAUUAAUGCUUGCCGGCAUACACACAGACUUCACUUCUGCUCUUUAUGUUACGCUACAGUUAUCUCAUCUGUUUUUAGAGUCUGGCUAUACUAAUCUUUAGACUUUCAAAAAAAUCUUGGACUCAUACCAACAUAGGUCACUGCAUUUCUCAUCACAAAAUGACUGCAGAGGUUAAUUUUUUUUAAUUUACAUUUUUUUAAUUUAGUCUCAUAGUUAAUUUGUGAAAUUAGUCAGCUUACUUUAAUUAUUACUUAAUUUAUAUUUUUAUUUAUUUGUUAUUAUUUCUAUUAAUUUUAAUGUAAUUUAAUUCAUUUAUUGUUAUUUAUUAUUGCAAACCUAAUUUUGGUGUGGUGCAUUGAAAUAACCUGUUGUUAUGUAAGAUAUUUCUAUCCAACCACAAAGCACUCAGAAAUACAUUAACCAAACUGAUCCCUAACUACUUUCAAGAAUUUUGUGUAAACCCCUCACCAUAGUGAGUGAUCCAAGAAAUUAAUUCGUUUUCCUCAUUAGUUUGCUGCCUAACAAUCUUCUCAAUAUUGGUCACUUUUUGAAACCUUUUGCGGGACUACUAAAUCAACACUGAGAUCAUGCUACAAUAUUUUGAACAGAUCACAAAAAAAGUACUGUCUUUACAUGAAAAUCCAUGUUCUAUUUUCAAAGGCAAAGUUACUGUACUGAAGCUAUUUACUUAAUUUGCCUCCUGCCACUUACACAAAGGAUGGAAAAAGAUUGAAGCAAAAUGUUGUCAAAUAUGUUUCAAAGCGUUACUAUGGUUGAUUCUUCAUGCUACAGAGUAAUGAUUAAACGACAAAUUUGCAUGAAAAAAUAAUAGUACAAAGUCAGUAGGUUUUCUUUAUUUAUUCACCUUGAUUUCCUAACUAUAUUGACACCUUGGCAUGCUUUCAAGUGGAGAAUAAUCAGGAUAUCCUUUCUGGUUAUAAAUUAUUAAAAGCUUUACAAUGGAGGGAUAUCUUAUUUUAGGCUCAAAGCAAUAUUUCUGGUCCCUGCUGUUGUUGUUAAUUGGACAAUUUUGAUUAAUUUUCUGUGUCCUCUUUUCUCAGCAUUUAUAUGCAACUUAUUUCAUUGACAGGCAGAUCUAGUUUUAUUAGUUUUCUGCAUAAAAUAAAAUGCAAGAGCCAACCAUCUGGUUUUUUUAUACUGUUUGUCAAGGAAAUGCAUUGAUGUUUUGUUUGUAGAUGUAAAAUGUAAUUUUACGCAGUCAUGCUGUGCCUCCGGCAAGAGUUUUAUUUUGUCUAGUAAUACCUAAAGAUAUCACACAGUGUAUUUUUAUGACUUUUCAAAUCACAGGAAUAUUGAACAGUAAAUAUAUAUGUUACUCCUUGUCAAGGCAUUUUGCAUUAAUUUACUGUAUGCACAUGAAAUGGAGAGGAAUAACAUAUAAUUUUACAGUUGAACACAUGUAUUAAGCUUUUCUGGACUACAUGCAUGUAAAAUACAUGGCAUGUAUUAAAAGCUACAGAGAUCUGAAAUUUCAUAUUCACACUGAUAUAAAUAUUCACAUUUCCUUUCAAACAGAGGUUGUCUAAUGACCUACUGUAGUCUGUUACCUGGCACCUGCAUAAUUAUUUAUUUUUUUUAGUAUUUUUUUGCUGUCUCUGACCUUGCUUUUGGGUAGAGUCUAUCAGUCUAAGCUUUAUUGUGCAAAUGCAUGUAGAUAAUAAACUUUCAUUAAAUGAAGUUUAGCCCUAGCUCUCAAGGGUAAUGAUGGGGAGUUGCUUCAAAACAUGAGUGUGGUGUAUAAAAUAAACCAUUGUUCAAGAUCAUACAUGUAGAUGUUCAAAUAAAAUCAGCAAAAAAUUUCUUGCAAAAAGAACUACAUUAAAUUUGUCUUUUUUAAAGAACUUCUCAAACUUGUUUUUAGGUUUAAAUUUUAUUCAAAAGUAGACAUUAUUUUAAGUGAUUUUUUUACUGAACUUUCUGAUAAUGUUUUAUUAAUCAUGAAAGUAGCCUAUGUACAAAAUUGAUGGUUGUUAUUGCUGUCUGUAGAAUUUAUAGAAGGAGUUUCACAGUUCAGUGUAAAAGGUGACAAAGAAUCAAAGCUUAAAUGUAAGUACACUUUAGUUCAAAAGACAGAAAUACAUCAGUGUUUAUGAGGAUUUUGUUAUAACUAUGUUUAAUGUCCCCUUAAAACCUACCAUGAUUAUAGUAAUUAUCUGAGAGCAGUAAAAUAAGGUACCCUAAUUUGCAUUAUUACAGUAUAACCUGAACAAAACAAGCAAGUUAAUUUAGGUAUAAAUUGAAGACUUAUGCUCUACCAGUGACCCUUCAGGUUACUUUCUUGGAAAGGUCAAUUUUUGAAUUACUUACAGCUGCAAAAGAAGGCUCCUCAGAGUUUCAAAUUUUCAGAGCUUUGAGAACCCUACAUGUUUUCUUUGAGUGCAGCCUUGUUUGUAUGAUAUAUUGUACACUGUAUUUAUCACAUCUCCUGGUGAAUUGAAUUGGCACCAUGCAGUAGGCGGAGUCUCAAAUGUUUGUCUAAAUCAUUUGGAGAAAUAGGAGGUUUAAGAAAUGGGGUAUAAUAUUAUCAUUGGGUGCCAAUCAUAAAUAAAUAAAUAAAUACUUCAUUAUCCGCUACCCUUAUGGGGCUUUUCAGGGAUAAUAAAGCAAUAAUUCAAAUAGAACAUAAUAUGUUUAAUAAUCCCAACUGGUAGAAGGCGAACCAGUUGGCUAUCUACAAGAAUGGCUGAGGAUUUGAACUCGGGACAACCGAGAACAAAUCCAGCCAGUGGCCAGAGUGGGAAUCAAACUCGGGACCGGCGGAUUGUGAGGCCAAUGCACUGACCACUUGGCCACACUGCCUCCUCAAAAGAAAUCUCAAAACAGUUUAGGACUGGGGGAUACUUCUUGAACCCUAUAACUUUGUUCCAGUCCCAAUGGUGUUGUCUGUCUUGUAGAGAGUCUUUUGUAAUUAUUGUUCUGUUUUUAGUUGCCUUUAGGAUAUAUGAUAUGGAUAAUGAUGGCUUCAUAUCAAAUGGAGAACUCUUCCAAGUUCUUAAGAUGAUGGUAGGAAACAACCUCAAAGAAACACAACUUCAACAAAUUGUGGAUAAGACAGUAAUAAAUGCGGACAAGGAUGGCGAUGGAAAAAUCUCUUUUAGUGAAUUUUGUGCUGUAAGUUUAACUCCACUAAAUUUUCCCACAGAUGUAGAAUAUUGUUUAUGGAACACACCUAAAUACUUACAUAAAGAGUGCAGACCAGCACCCUUUAGCUAUAACUUUACUAGUCACAUUCCUACAGUAAUGCUUCAAUGUUGCAAAUGCUUUUCAGGUAAUCAGAUGUAUGUAUAUACUCUAGAUGUACAUACAUACAUUUGUUAUUUGCAUCACCCUGUACAUAUAUGCGUAAUAAUUUUUUCAGACAGCAAAAAUGCUUCAAGAAACUUAGAAGAAUGAUUAUAGGAAAUCUCAAAGCAUAUGAGCAACAAUUAUUUUAAAAUCAAAGUAAUAACAGAAUUUUAGUAAAUUUGCAUUAUGAGAACAUUAGUUAAAUGUCGGGAUCUGUGUACAGGGAGUUUUAUUAUUGAAAAAAUGGAGUUUUGCUAACAUAAGAGGCUUCCCUGUCGUCAAACGUUGGGGCUCCCUUUAUUCCACCCCUGCAAUGCUCCCUUAAUUAAUAGUAAUUCUUGAUAAUUUUUUACAGGUUGUUGGUAAUAUGGAUGUUCAUAAAAAGAUGGUAGUGGACGUCUAA